GUACCAAACGAAAUAAAAUGGUUUUUGAAGAAAUAGCAAAAAAAAAGUCAGAAAAUGGUGUUUCAAGAACUGCAAAACAGUGUAGAAUAAAACUGAAGGCGUUGAAGACUGAUUAUAAAAAAAUUAUAGACCACAAUAAUCGUUCUGGGCGGGAGAGGAGAACGUUGAAGUUUUUUGAAGAUAUGGAUCGGGUUUUGCGGGAUAACCCUAGCUGCCACCCAGCAUUUGUUUUUGAUUCAUCAUCAGAGAUUGACGUUACCGGCGAAGACGUUUCGUCGCCCGAGAGCGAUAUGGAAAAUCCUAACGAAGAGUCGACUGUGGAAGUGUGCUCGCCCGGAUGUUCAGUCUCUGCAGCGACCUCAGGAGGAGAAGAGAGUAGCUGCAGCGCCAGUAAUUCAGGUGCAUUACAAACAGGAGAGACUGUGGAUCAAGGAAGCCGUAACCCAACUGCUAGACAUGCUGGUCGAACCAAGAAAAGAAAAUUGGACCAAAUGCGGUCCUUGAUGGAUGAAUGGGGCCAAAGGUUCAUUAGUGCUUCCUCAAAAGAGUUCGAAGAAUUGAUGAGGAGGGAACAACUUAGAGAUGAAGAGGAAUGACAGGAAAGGGAGUGCAGGAUGUCUCUUAUGAGGGCCCUAACGAACUCCCUGCAGGCACAAACACAACAUAGCUACCAUCACACAUCACAAAACAUGUAUUUGAAUGCACAACCACCGCACAUCCACUCACACACAUCACGCCUUCAAUAUAUGCCAACCAAUCAACAUCAACCAGCUUACUCUAGUUAUGAAGCCACUACUUCAGCUCCACAUAUCAACACACCAGACUCAUUUUAUUGCCAGUUAGAAGAAGAGUAAAACUUUUAUAGUAGUAGAUCUCUAACCUGUUCAGGAAAUUACUCUAGGAAAAUGGCUUUCUAUUUCUCUUCUGGAUAAUUUAUUUCUUGUUCUAUUUUUCUUCUGGAUAAUUUAUGAAUAAUUGUUUAUAUUGAAUUGUUAUGUUAAGUCAAUACAUAAACAUAAUACAAAAUGUACUGUAAGUGCCUAAUGCCUAAACAUUAAUAUUGUCAUCACAUGGAAAUCAAAUAAAGAUGUUAUGAA
This is a messenger RNA of Misgurnus anguillicaudatus (oriental weatherfish), 1097 nucleotides long. The record is from RefSeq and is a predicted model, not a curated record. Lineage: Eukaryota; Metazoa; Chordata; Actinopteri; Cypriniformes; Cobitidae.